CAGAAGGCUCUUGCUGCCAUAGGAGUGUUGUACAAUUUGUUGAAAUUAAAAAUGAACUGAAAAAUAUAAGGCAGACAGUUGAUCUUGCUGUUAAACUGCUAAGUAAAUUGGUUGGCUUGGCACCAAAUGACAUUCAGGCAAUGGCCAAUAACGGAGUUUGUACCCCUACAUCAUUACCAGUCAUGGACUGUCUUGCUAAUAUCAACAGUACAUCAGACUGUGGGUUAAGAAGGGAUACAGCCAAAGAGCCCAUGGACAUAACUGUAAAACAGGUUGCAUUUACAGAAGCCAUUUCUGCGAAAGUGGAAACUGCAGUGAAAGCUAAGAAUGGUAAAACAUUUUGUGAAAAUGAUAUUGAUAAAAUAACUGUUGAAGCUGGAAAUUUGAACACAGAUGCUGAAAUAGAAAGAAAUAAAGCAAAUGAAGCUAAGAAUGAUGAAACUACAGUGGAAUCAGGGAAUGAUAAAGGUUCUGUUAAAGUAAAGGGGGACAAAAUCCCGCAGGUUAAUAGGCCUCCAGACUCUUUCUCGUCGCUGUCUGACCAUUUAACUACAUUUGUAAAGACUAAUCUUGCCACUACAUCAUUGUUGGAAAAUCCAGCUGUUAACAUUUCCAAAGAUUGUGCUGCAGUUUCAGGAAAAUCAGUCACAUCUGAUUGCCACACUGUAGUCAUAAAUUCUGACCUCUCAGUGUGUGCUGUACAGUCAGGUGCCAAAGAUAAAAAGACUGAUACUGCCUUACAACCUGAUGCUCUGCAUCAUCCAAGUUUGUCCAAAAUGACUGGAUCAAACAUGUUACCAGCAGCUUGUGAUAUUGGUGUAUCAGCAUUGAAUGAAGUUUGUACAGAUUCAGCAAAUCCCAAGACAGUGGUUACAAACACAGGAGCAGGUCUGAAUGUUGUGAAAGUGAAACAAGAGCAACCAUCAGAAUAUGAUGAUACUGAUAUGAGUGUUUUUGCCAAAAAUGGCGAAGAGAGAUUACAGCAAACUGAGGAUGUGAAAAUGGAUCCAGAGGGAGUGUUUAUAAGUGAUGCCAUGCUACCUGUAUGUGUCUUGGUGAAAAAAGAAGAUGGAUGUGUUACCAAUAAUAGUCUGGAAAAUAGCACUACAUCUUGUGUUGACAGUAACAAUACAGGACAGUUGAGUGGACAGAAUACUGUUGUAAAUACUGGUGAUAAACUACUUGCUUGCAGUGAUCCCCCAAACCAAGUGUCAUCACCAUUACGUCCACUGCUUGGUAGUGCACUUGUUUCAAAAUUAAAGCAGAAGAUUCAAGAAAAAAUUCAAGCUGCAGUUUAUGCAAUAAAUGAAGAGAGGAAAGGUAGUGAAAGUCAAAAUGAUAAUUUAUUAAACACUAACAAAUGUAUAGAAAUUCCACAUUCAUUCAAUAAGGACUCUACAGAUUUGAAGGAAUUAAUGGCAACUCAAAGUAAGUUUUGCCAGAAAUUUUAUCAGUGCAAGUCUUGUGCCAAAAUUUUUUUCUGUAAGGUAGCUCUUUGUGUUCACAAGAAACGUUGCAGGGGUUUGCAAAAACAGUAUCAUUGCAGUUUUUGUCCCCUCAUAUUUAAAUCAAGAGCAGUUUUAUUCAUUCACCAACAGCUGCACUCUGCAAAGAAGACGAAAGGUAGACAUAAAUGUGAAAUUUGUGGACGAGAAUUUAUCCUCAAAUCCACUUUGAGGAAACACAGGCAAUCUCAAGUAUGUAAAGGAUCCAGAAUGAAGUGCUACAGGAAGUUGCCACAGUAUUUCUGUGGUGAGUGUGGACAGGGUUUUUUAAAUUCUACUAACUUAGAAUUACACCAAAAAUUACACAGAGUUGACAAGGUAGAUUCCGGCAGGAGAGUUGAAAAAACAAAUACUGGAAAUCGAGGUACUCCGGUAGUAGUUUCUAGAACUGCUAGACGAUAUCCUUGUAGUUAUUGUAAUGAAGCAUUUAUAGAUCGACGUUCAGUGACAUUACAUGAAAAAUUACAUACUGAUAAAGAGUUUGCAGCAUUUGAUGAGGAGAGGAAAAUGAUCCAGAGGAGACACCAGCUGACAAUGAUGUUACAAAAACAGCAGCAGCAAAGCAACAGGAAGAAGUUUGGAUGUGAUGUUUGUGGUCGAUGUUACUCAAUUGAACUGCUGUUACACAUGCAUACAAGAUUGCAUCAUGCAAUCUCAUAAGUAGAAAAUGGCUCAUACUGCUGUGCCAGAUUACCAAGGGCAUAGUAAUUCAGUGGUGAAAGUGGUUAACUUCAGUAUACCAGUAAUAUGAUCUUGUGUUGCAGUAUUAUAAUGUGUCCUCUUUAUGUUAUGUUAGUUUUGUUUACAUUCUUUAAAUUAUUAACCAUGAAGUAAUAAAAAUAAGGUUGCCAUGCCAUGAACCAUAUUGUGAAGUGUAGGUAAAGCUUUAUGCAUUCUUUAACCUUGGCUCUAAAUGGUUACAACAAUAGUAGUUAAGACCAAGGCUUAUCAUGAAACUAAGAGGGGAGAUUAUCAUUUCCUCAGAAAUGAUGAGUUGAAACUGGAAGAGGGUCAUUGCCUAACCUUGAAUUUCAGGACAUGAAAUGGUUAUUAUUUACUUUAAAACUCAUUGAUGUAUUAUCUGUAUUCCACAGUAGUGUGUAUGAAUAUGUACGUUCCCUGAGGAAAGGACAUGUUUCACAAAUAUCUGUGAAUGAGGUGCUAAAGAUUAUGUACUCAUAUGAGUACUGAACUAACUGAGAAUGUUGAAUUCUAAUCCUUGGGUUUUAGUGACUGAAGUAUGGUGUACAGCUUUGGCUUUCAUGGAUGAGCCAUGUUGAAUGUUAAAGUUAUCAAGCAUUUUGGCAAACACUGCAGUUGCCCAAAUUGAUUAUAGUAAGUAAUGCCAAAGAAAUGCAAGAACUGUGGCUGUUCAGUGUCACUUUCAUGGAAAAAGAAUUAAUAUUUGUGUUUUCUGAUAAUAGUAUCUUUUUAUGUUGUGGUAGACUGUACCAUCUCACUUUCAUCAUAUUAUAAAUAGUGUCUUAUUGGCAAAAGAUGAUGUAUCAAAAUGGGAACAUAGUCUAUUGUACUGCUAUCUAAUGCAAAAGUGCCUUUUAUAAUGUCUUAUAUGUUAUAUCAUGUAUUUUCUGUACAUAAAAAUACAUAUAGAGAGUACUAAAGCA
Molecule: messenger RNA, 3130 nt
Organism: Zootermopsis nevadensis
Lineage: Eukaryota; Metazoa; Arthropoda; Insecta; Blattodea; Termopsidae
Source: RefSeq, a predicted model, not a curated record